ACGCGAUCUUCCCAGAUGUCCUUCACUGCGACGCCGGGACACCACGGACCCUGGGUGCAUCCACAGCGGAGGACGCGAGCCGGGUCCCGGGCGACGACUUCUCCCCCUCCUGCCUUCGACAUCUCCAUCCGGAACCGCUUCGCUCCCCUCCGCGAGACAGGACGCGACGCUGUGAUCAUCGGAGACUCCAUCGUCCGACACAUACCCGCGAUCCUGAAGGUCGACGAGAGCCCCAGAGCGGUCGUGCUUCAUGCCGGGGUUAACGACACCACGCUGCGGCAGACGGAGACGCUGAAGAGGGACUUCAGCAGCCUGAUCGAGACGGUUCGCAGCACGACGCCCGCGGCGACGAUCGUCGUGUCAGGACCACUGCCCACGUAUCGACGAGGACACGAAAGGUUCAGUAGACUUUUUGCUUUAAAUGAAUGGCUGUUGUCAUGGUGUAAAGAACAGAAACUGCUAUUUGUUAAUAACUGGAAUCUUUUCUGGGAGCGUCCUAGGCUGUUUCGCGCUGAUGGAUUACACCCCAGCAGAAUCGGAGCGGAGCUUCUCUCUGACAACAUCUCCAGGACACUUCGCUCCAUGUGACUAGUAAGACAAUUCUCUAAUAACUAUUAUGAUGAGUUUUGUUCCACCCGCUUAAAUGAUAAAAGUACUUGUGCUGUAAAAACUAUUAAGACUGUGUCUGUUCCCCGAAUAGUGAGGUCAAAAUAUAAUGUAGGAUCUAGAAAAAAUCUUAUCGUAAUUAAACCAGAAAAAUGUAAAGUAAAUGAACAAAAACAAUUUUUAAAGUUUGGGCUCAUAAAUAUUAGAUCACUCACACCCAAAGCAGUUAUUGUAAAUGAAAUGAUCACAGAAAAUAGUUUUGAUGUACUCUGCUUGACUGAAACCUGGCUAAAACCAAAUGAUUAUUUUGGUCUAAAUGAGUCUACUCCACCAAACUACUGUUAUAAGCAUGAGCCCCGUCAGACUGGUCGUGGAGGAGGUGUUGCAACAAUAUAUAGUGAUAUUCUCAAUGUUACCCAGAAAACAGGAUACAGGUUUAACUCUUUUGAAAUACUUCUGCUAAAUGUUACACUGUCAGACAU
Messenger RNA from Carassius carassius (crucian carp), 1088 nucleotides. RefSeq lists its product as uncharacterized. The transcript has 2 exons. The record is from RefSeq and is a predicted model, not a curated record. The coding region runs from base 16 to 588 and encodes 190 amino acids. Lineage: Eukaryota; Metazoa; Chordata; Actinopteri; Cypriniformes; Cyprinidae.